Molecule: messenger RNA, 1015 nt
Organism: Uloborus diversus
Lineage: Eukaryota; Metazoa; Arthropoda; Arachnida; Araneae; Uloboridae
Exons: 7
Coding region: 80-898 (272 amino acids)
Molecular function (GO): nickel cation binding; GTPase activity
Source: RefSeq, a predicted model, not a curated record
GUAAGUAUAGUACAUUUUCGUACGGUAUAUCUUUUAUUUGGCAUUUUGAUACAUUUCUUCGUCGGGUAAAUUUCUAUUCAUGGAGUCUUUUAAGAAGUCUGAUUCCCAUGAGAAUUGCACUUUUAUUAAAGUUAAAACAUCAUUUGAAGAUACCCAAGUUAGGCACGUCCAUGGAGGAGGUCAUACCCAUACUCAUGACCAUAUGGAAUCUCCUGGGACCUACUUGAUGAGGCAACAACCUGUCAAACGAAUUGAUUUUGAUUUGUUAUUGAUGCAGGCUUGUGCUUCUUUCCCAAUACAGCGAGCUUUUACUGUGGGUAUUGGAGGACCAGUUGGAUCUGGGAAAACUGCUUUAGUUCUUGCUCUAUGUAAAUGGUUACGAGAUAGAAAAGAGCUUUGCGUUGUUACAAAUGAUAUUUUUACCAGAGAGGAUUGGGAAUUUUUAGUGAAACACGAAGCCCUCCCUGAAAGUAGAAUAAAAGCUGUUGAAACUGGAGGAUGUCCUCAUGCUGCUAUUCGUGAAGAUUAUUCUGUGAACAUAGAGAUGGUGAAGGAUUUGACUAAGAAAUUUAAGCCUGAAAUUAUUUUUUUGGAAUCUGGUGGUGAUAAUUUAGCAGCCAACUUUAGUCGAGAUUUAGCAGAUUAUAUCAUAUAUGUAAUUGAUGUGGCUGGAGGUGAUAAAAUUCCACGCAAGGGAGGUCCUGGAAUCACAGAAAGUGAUUUGUUGGUUAUAAAUAAAACUGAUUUAGCUGAAGCUGUAGGAGCUGAUCUUGAGGUCAUGAUGAGAGAAGCAUUGAUGAUGAGACAAGGGGGUCCUACAGUGUUUACUGAAGCUAGACAUACAAAAGGCAUUGAUGUAGUGGCUGAUCACAUUUUGAAAGCAUUUGCUGAAACAUGAAAAAUCUGAAUAUUAACCAAUGUUAUGUAUGCAUUUUUUUCUGAAUGUAGUCUUGUUACUUUUGAUCUGAUAACUGUAAUGUGUUCAAAUUUUAUAUUUUGUUUCAAAUUUAAUAAA